CAUUGGGUUGAUGGGCACUUCAAGGACACUAGCCUCAAAACCCUCGGUCUCAGAAUACAGCUUGGUCAUCGAGUCGGAGAGCGUUGUUACAACCCAAUUUCGACAGUAUUUUACAACGACUUCGUCAUUCUUGAUGUCAAUGGUGUACAUUCAGUCGCAGUAGACUUCUGUGGAUGUGAGACAGCACAAUCACUAACCACUCAACUCCUCCACAUCCGGUGGUUUCCAGCAACAUCCGUUAAUCCCAGAAAGAUCGGUUGGGAGUGA
Suillus plorans is the source of this 267-nucleotide messenger RNA. RefSeq lists its product as uncharacterized. The transcript has a single exon. The annotation marks the transcript as partial. NCBI's taxonomy places the organism in Eukaryota, Fungi, Basidiomycota, Agaricomycetes, Boletales, Suillaceae. The record is from RefSeq and is a predicted model, not a curated record.